AUGUCGGAUCUGAAACUCCAUCGCUGGGGGAUAAAAGACAGGAGGGCCGCAGCACACUUCACAGCUCCAUCCAGGACGUUCUGGAUCAUCUUGUCCGUUGCCUUGUUUUUUGCAGUUGUUGGCAUCAGCGUUGUGGGGGUUCUCAGCUUCUCCCCCAGCUCUGCCCAGGCUGGCUCUCAGCUCGUCCGGCUAACGCUCCAGGGCCAGCAAGACCCGCUGAGGAAUCAGACAGCCUUGGUGGACAAGUCCAGGAGCACCGUGACCUACUACAUAACCUCGCAGAGUAACCACACCGCUGUGGUGCUGUAUGACAGCAGGAACGGCUACGUGUGCUACAAACCCGUGGAGCAGCGUGCGUGCUACCUGAGGAGGAUGGACGCCUGGGACCUCCGGACCCUACAGACAUCUCUCAACACGUCUGAGCAGAGAGCUGAUCAGAUGCUGCAUCAGAAUAACCAGACCAAGUACUACCGGGAGUUCCUGGGCAUUCUGGCAGGGGAACAGGUGGACCCCAAAAGCCUGGGGGAGGCUGUCCAGACCUUGUGUGAGCAGACAUCCAUCUUCUGGGUCAGGAGAGGGGAGGGUCCGGGGAAGCAGCGGCUGAUCUACCUUUGCAUUGACAUCUGUUUUCCAAGCAACAUUUGUGUGUCUAUCUGCUUCUAUUACCUCCCUGAGUAA
This is a messenger RNA of Fulmarus glacialis (Northern fulmar), 678 nucleotides long. RefSeq names its product BRICHOS domain containing 5 (gene BRICD5). Gene Ontology annotation, biological process: regulation of cell population proliferation. Lineage: Eukaryota; Metazoa; Chordata; Aves; Procellariiformes; Procellariidae. Bases 1 to 678 code for a protein of 225 amino acids. The record is from RefSeq and is a predicted model, not a curated record. The transcript has 6 exons.